Messenger RNA from Mytilus californianus (California mussel), 1385 nucleotides. RefSeq names its product tubulin delta chain-like. Gene Ontology annotation, biological process: mitotic cell cycle; microtubule cytoskeleton organization. Lineage: Eukaryota; Metazoa; Mollusca; Bivalvia; Mytilida; Mytilidae. The record is from RefSeq and is a predicted model, not a curated record. The coding region runs from base 83 to 1270 and encodes 395 amino acids. The transcript is spliced from 12 exons. Gene Ontology annotation, molecular function: GTP binding; structural constituent of cytoskeleton. Gene Ontology annotation, cellular component: cytoplasm; microtubule.
UCAAAUUGCUGGUUUGUGUUCAUUUAUAGUUUGUUAUGCUGGACAACGGCAAUGUUAUGAACAAUGAAUAUUUUAGCUGGCGAUGUCAGCGGUAUUUCUUCAUGUCGGUCAAUGCGGAAACCAAAUAGGAAAGGCUUUCUGGAAGAAAACAUCACAAGACAAAGCUGUUAAUGAUGGACACACUUUUAUACACCCUGAUGGAAAGCAAAGAUCUGUACAUGUAGAUAGUGAGCCAAAAGUUGUACAAAAGGCUUGUAAAGGUCUAAAAAUAAGAGAUGGAAACAUUGUAUCUGGAAAGAGAGGAAGAGGAACAAAUUGGGCAUUAGGUUACCAUGGACUGAAGAAGAGUGGAGAGGAUCACAUACUAGAGGAUACUGCAAACCAAGUCAGGAAAGAAAUUGAAAGAUGUGACAUGUACAGUGGUUGUAUUAUGAUGCACAGUUUAACUGGUGGAACAGGAUCAGGAUUAGGAUCUCGUCUUUGUGAGGCCAUGAGGGAGGAAUAUCCCAUGAACCACCUGAUUUCCUGUACUGUGGCACCGUGUUUGACAGGAGAAAGUCCAUUACAGAACUAUAAUGCUUUACUAACACUGUCAUACCUUCAAAGGAAUACAGACUGUGUUGUUCUGACUUAUAACGAUGAUGUUCUCGGAAAACUGCAGAGAAAGAUGGAGAGUGUUUCUUUUGAUGCCAUGAACACCUCUAUAGCAUCUGCUCUAGGUGGAGUAUUCCUGCCCACAGAUACCAUGACACCAAAAAGUGGGCCAAGUAUUGGUAUGGAACCUUGGGAGAUGAUAAGAUCUGUUUGUCCACUGCCUGCAAAUAAAUUUGUACAGGUCCAUCAUAUAGCUAAGAGUAAGUUGUCUUGGGCAGGAUUACAGAAACAGAUGAGUCAAGGCAUUAGACGGCACGAUAGCAAAGGAAAUGUAUUUGGUAGUAUAGGUAAUGUAGUGAUAGCACGAGGUGACAGUACAGAGACAUUUUAUCCUCAGAUGACACAGGGGCUGGAGAAAAAGUUCCGUAAAUCUUUCAACACUGUCAGCUGGAAUCCAUUCCCUAUAGAUAUCUGGACUGCCAAGACCAACAGUAUUGGACCAAAAGACACAGCUUCGAUAACAGUAGCAUCAAAUUCAGAGUCAAUAGUAGAAUACCUCGAGACAGUCUAUGAAAGGUCAAGGGUCAAAUUUGCUGCAAAAGCUUAUCUCCAUUGGUACAACAAAUACGGAGUAACCAAUGUAAGUAGGAUAGUGUUUAGAUGGAGUAACCAAUGAGGAUUUUGAAGAAGCAUUUGAUGUUGUUGAAGACAUUAUACAGAAUUAUAAAAGUGCAUUUUCAUGAAAUAUAAAUAAAAUUUAUGAUUUUAAUAUUCAUAAUCAUCAAAACAAA